Molecule: messenger RNA, 1604 nt
Organism: Mugil cephalus (flathead mullet)
Lineage: Eukaryota; Metazoa; Chordata; Actinopteri; Mugiliformes; Mugilidae
Gene: yif1a
Product: Yip1 interacting factor homolog A (S. cerevisiae)
Exons: 9
Coding region: 152-1075 (307 amino acids)
Biological process (GO): endoplasmic reticulum to Golgi vesicle-mediated transport
Cellular component (GO): endoplasmic reticulum-Golgi intermediate compartment; Golgi membrane; COPII-coated ER to Golgi transport vesicle
Source: RefSeq, a predicted model, not a curated record
ACUCGUGUACUUCCCAUCGCUUCUGCCACGCAGGCACACUGAAGUUAACCCUCCACGAGUGGGUGGGUAGCAUCAGCCGGAGAAAGUCUGAUAGCCACGUAGCUAUAGCUACAAGCGUUAGCUGCACAGGCUAACGUCAGCAAACGUUACGAUGGACUUGAAUCAUGGAUAUCGAGCAACUAAGCCCAGAGCUCGAGCAGCUCCCCCCUCAUCAGAAUCGGUUUUGUUUGACGACACCAGCUCAGCACCACCAGCGGUGAAUAGUCAAGGCUAUUACACUCCUGGGUACAACAUGGGCGCACCCUCAAAUGACAUGCAAGGAGGGGCUGGCGUGAACAACCUGUUUACUGACCCAAUGGCCAACGCUGCAAUGAUGUAUGGCUCCUCCUUAGCCAACCAAGGGAAGGAUAUGGUAAACAAAGAGAUCAGCAGAUUCAUGUCUGUGAACAAGCUGAAAUACUUCUUUGCGGUCGACACCAGAUAUGUGCUGAAGAAACUUAUGAUCCUUAUGUUCCCUUAUACACAUCAGGACUGGGAAGUCCGUUACCAUCGGGACACUCCUUUGACUCCAAGGCAGGAUGUGAAUGCGCCUGAUCUUUACAUACCAACUAUGGCUUUCAUUACCUACAUUUUACUUGCUGGAAUGGCUCUUGGCAUCCAGAAAAGGUUCAGUCCAGAGGUUCUCGGCCUGUGUGCCAGCACUGCCCUCGUGUGGAUCAUCAUUGAGGUCUUGGUGAUGUUGUUGAGUCUGUAUCUGCUGACAGUGCACAGUGACCUCUCAACCUUUGAUCUCAUCGCCUACAGUGGAUACAAAUAUGUUGGGAUGAUCUUCACAGUGUUGUCUGGCUUGCUGUUUGGAAGUGAUGGUUACUUUGUGGCCCUUGCCUGGUGCUCCUGUGCCCUUAUGUUCUUCAUCGUCCGUUCUCUGAAAAUGAAGAUCCUUCCAUCCCUCUCCUCGGACUCCAUGGGAAUGGGUUCAAGUGCCAAACCUCAGCUCCGCCUUUAUAUCACGGUGGCAACUGCAAUCUUUCAGCCAAUCAUUAUAUACUGGUUAACCUCUCACUUGGUCAGGUGACUGUGAGGCAGUGACCUCAUGUCCAAGUCUACUGGACCCAAAUCUUUUGUGGUUGUUGAGUGUUUGUACACCUGCCUUUAUACGCUCUUUUGUCAUUAACAUUUGUAGACUGUGUUGAGCUUAAGCAUGCGGUGAGCUUGUCAGUUGGACAUGUUCAUUCUGAAACGGUGUCACCGACUUCACCAGAAAGCGUGACUGUACAGUAACAUCGAUAAAUGCUUCUUUUUGGCUACCUAACUUUGAACACAAGGGCUUUGAUCGAAAGAUUUGUUUAAUCAGAACUGAUAUGGUUCAAGUUUCCUUUUAUAUAAUGUCUCUGGACAUACUUUCCAGUAUUUACACCACAUAGAAAUUCACAUAAAAAAACAAAAAACAUGAUUCCGGUACCAUGUUUCUGGUAUGGUAAUGUUGUGACAUUAUCUCCCUUUCUUUUGUGAAUCCUUGAUUUUAUUUAUCUGCAUUUGACAAAGCAUGACAAUGUUUGGGUUUUUGUAGAAAACAAUAAAUAUAUCUAGCUUUGUGUAUUCAA